Theobroma umbraticum is the source of this 991-nucleotide messenger RNA. RefSeq lists its product as uncharacterized. The record is from RefSeq and is a predicted model, not a curated record. NCBI's taxonomy places the organism in Eukaryota, Viridiplantae, Streptophyta, Magnoliopsida, Malvales, Malvaceae.
AUGCAGAGAAAACAGCAAAAAUCGAGGAAAGGAGCCAAGACACUAAAGAUAGCCAACACCCCUGACAUCAUCAGCAUUGUACAAUUACCAGUGUAUCUAUCCCCUAAAGCUACAGAUUUAAGCUUGACACUACAGUCUUUAUCCAUGGCAGCUGCAACCGAAGUAAGCUUGAAGCUUCUAGUCGACGUGAGAGGCCAAAGAGUUUUGUUUGAGGAAGCUGGCAAAGACUUCGUUGAUUUCCUCUUCAACAUAAUGUCAAUGCCUGUUGGCACAGUUGUUAGACUCCUUAACAAGGAAGGCAUGGUGGGUUCCCUUGGAAAACUUUAUGAAAGUAUUGAAAAGUUGAGUGAUGUUUAUAUGCAACGACUUCAGGACAAGGACGCCCUGUUGAAGCCUAAAGUUUUUACCUCCGCUACAACAAACUUGCCUCGCUUGCUGCCUAAUAUUGAGUCAUUAAAAGAUUCAAAGCAAAAAUGUUUUUACAAAUGUAACUGUGGCUGCAGCCGGUAUAUUGCAGAGGAACCGACCGCAACUUGUCCUAACUGUGGAAGGACAAUGAAUAUCCAGGUACAAAUUGUUGCGACAGAGAAGAUAUCUUCUGUUACUUCAUUGUCUUCGUCUUCGACUUCAUCAUCUGAAGGUGAGGGAGGAUUUGUGAAAGGGGUGGUUACAUACAUGGCCAUGGAUGAUCUUAAGGUGAAGCCGAUGCCAACUAUUUCUAGUAUAGCUUUGCUUAACAGGUUCAAUGUCAAAGAUGUUGGGGUUCUUGAAGAGAAAACUGUCAAAAUGGGCAUGGAUGAGGCUGUGAAACUGCUUAAGGCAUCGUUGCAGUCCAAGACUGUGCUUACUGAUGUCUUCUUUGGGAAUAGGGAAAAUGGCUUACAUCUCUAUGAGUAAUUUGUGCCAGUUGUUAAAUGAUGUCUUUCUAUAUUCUAAUUUACUUGUGUGCUUUGAAUCAUUCUGAAGUAUGAUUUAGACUAUUCACAUCUUA